This is a messenger RNA of Phycomyces blakesleeanus NRRL 1555(-), 1254 nucleotides long. RefSeq lists its product as hypothetical. The transcript has 8 exons. The record is from RefSeq and is a predicted model, not a curated record. The coding region runs from base 1 to 1254 and encodes 417 amino acids. NCBI's taxonomy places the organism in Eukaryota, Fungi, Mucoromycota, Mucoromycetes, Mucorales, Phycomycetaceae.
AUGUCAGCAACUGUUGUUCAUGUUAUGAAUCGCAGUAUUGAUUCAAAACUAAAAUAUGAGAGAGAAAACAUGAUUCAACUGGCAAUCAUUCCUGGGCCUAAACAUCCAGAAAACAUUGCAUCUUUUCUUGAACUAAUUGUAGAAGGUUUGCAUAUGUUGCAGACUUCUGGUCUGAGAGUUCAGACAAUUUCUGGACAAAGAUACAGUGUCAAUGGUCCCAAUGUUUCUAGGAAUCUCAACACAUUGACAAGUCUUGCUUUCUUUGGGCUUGACAUGAUGCAUCUCAUUGGCCAUUGGAUCAGUCAUCAGCUAUACAAUGCAUUGAAUAGCAAGUUUGUUAUGAUCAAUGACACUGAGAACAAUGAAGUUCAACAAUCAGAUUUUGAUCAGCAGCAACAACAACAGCAUCAGGAUGAACAGGAUAAUGUAUACAUGUUUGCUUUGCAUAUUGGACUUGACCAGAUUGACAGCUGUAUUGGCAAGCCUAGACCAGACAUCCCAGCAAACUUUACUGGCAGCUGGAGAUUGCUGAAGGAAACAACGGGCAGACAGAAGGCAGUCAACUGGCUCGAAUUCCUUCUGUUUGUUGUACCAACAGUUGUGGUUCAUAAGUUUGUUUUUGCCAGAACCAGACGUGCUGUUUUGGACCUAGUUCUAGCAUACUCUAUUGCUCAGCAAUGCGAAGGGACAGAAGAAGAAAUCCAUACAAUGGAAAGAGCCAUUGGUCACUGGCAUUUCUUCCUUCGUUGUGAAAUCCAAGAAAGAAAAUUAAAACCUAUUAUAUUUGUAAUGAACCAGCAUAUGCUAGUUUAUCUCAGUUACAUGUGCAUACCAAGCUGCAAUUGGGUUCUGGAAGGACACUGGGAAGAACAUGAAAAAUAUCCUUCUUUGCAAAGCUGGGUACAGCAUUGCCUUGGCAGUCGGGUAGCUCGAAGAAGACUAGCUGAUAGGAGGACCAGCAACUUUGAGAUUGCGAGUAAUGAUGUUGCUGGCUCUCAGCUUUGGUCAAACCUGGUCAGAAAGACUCUUGCUGCCAUAGCAAUCGAUUGUGAUAUGAACUAUCACAAUUUGUGUACAGAGUCCGGACUUCUUUUGACAGCAGACAUGUUUGAGACAAUGACCUUGUUGUGCUCAAACACCUGGAAGAUUAAUGUGUGUGUCACUGGAAAAACUGCCCUGAUUAACAAUGUGGCCAGAUUGGUAAACACAUGUGCAGAAAUAGUGAUUUUUUUUGACUCAAAAAGAACUUGUUAG